AUGACAAAGGCUGUAAUGGUGAGGUGUUACCUGCUCUGUUUACUAACUCUUGUACUCUGUUGUGCUUGUGGGUUAGUAUGGGCUGAUAGUCCUAAAGGUUCUGAUGCCCUUAUUAAACCUUCUACUGUUGGUGUUCCUUCUCUUGUUCGUCGUGCUAUUCCUGCGCUUCUUCUCAAUCCUAUGUUUGACGAAGAAGAAGAACAAGAAAAGUGGUUGGAUGAGAUGGUUGCAGAAAACAAGGGUGUGUCUCACAAUCGACAAAACAGUGGUAUCGACUUCUCUGGUGGUUCAGGAGUAAAUGGCCAAGUGGUAUCUACUACUACAGCAGUAACCUCUCCAACGCAACCAAGUCAAGAACCUCCUUCUGCAAAACACCAAGCUCCAGCACCUUUGGGAGAUGCAAUCGCUAAAGAGAACCAUGCUAUUCAGCGAGAAACGAAAUCAUCAGGACAAGGACAGGAACAUAACGACACUAAUGAUGCACAAAACGGAGAAUCUGUGGUCACAUCACUGCAAGGAACUAUUGACGGGAAAGAGACUUCUGCUACUUCACCUCAGAAUACACCUGAGACUUCUUCAAACACUUCAGUCACACCGAAUGAUAACGAAUCUGGAGAUGCACAGAGUGAAUUACCAAGUACUCAAGAAGGUACUGCAGAUAAUACAGAAACUACCACCACCACUACCACCACUACCACUACUACUAGUACUACUACGACAACACUUCCUCCUGAACUCACAAACAACAAGAAGGGUGAUGCAGACAGCAGCAGCAGUAUCAGCAGUUCUGUGUGGGUGCGUGUGCCACUACUGAUUGUGGUUACACUGGCCUGUAAUCUUGUGUGCUGA
Messenger RNA from Trypanosoma theileri, 849 nucleotides. RefSeq lists its product as uncharacterized. Bases 1 to 849 code for a protein of 282 amino acids. The record is from RefSeq and is a predicted model, not a curated record. The transcript has a single exon. NCBI's taxonomy places the organism in Eukaryota, Euglenozoa, Kinetoplastea, Trypanosomatida, Trypanosomatidae.